Molecule: messenger RNA, 985 nt
Organism: Dibothriocephalus latus
Lineage: Eukaryota; Metazoa; Platyhelminthes; Cestoda; Diphyllobothriidea; Diphyllobothriidae
Source: the annotation of a GenBank genome assembly
UAAUCUGCGUCGGAAGCAUAGAAGGCGCAGACGCAAGAUGGGCGCUGGCUGUUGCAAAGUUGGAGGCGGUGUGGUAACUAUUUGUCCCCUGCAGCUAUGGGGAGUCCAAAAGAUCAACAGCCGCCGCUUUCAUCGCCUCACUGAUGGAUGCUUUACUAACCUUGUCGAUGUAAAGGACACAUCGGCAGCUGUGCAAUUAGUUGACGAGGUCCCUCCCGCAGCAAGCGGCGACUACUCUCUCUUGCCUACACAGCAUAGUAAUUCCAACCAAGUGGUCUCGUCUUAUUUGCCGGCCAAAUUGCUGCACGAACAUGUGGACUUUCCCUUUCUGACAGAUGAGGAGUUGGGGCAGUGGAUUGUGCGCUCGCGGUUCAUGAUUGUCCUUCGCGGUCCGCCCGGUUCGGGGAAGUCCUACCUCGCCACGUGUAUCAAAACUCGUUACCCGACUGCAGAGAUCUGUUCUGCGGACCAGUACUGGUAUCGAGAGUCGGGUGGGCUGCAGUACCGAAAGUUUGACUACAACGUCAUCCUCGUAACACCAAAGACACCCUGGCGAUUUGACGUGAAUGCCCUAGUAUCCCGCAACGUGCACCAGGUUCCUCCUUCUGUAAUUGCAUCUAAGGUCCGUCAAUUUGAACCAAUAUAUCCGCUGUAUUAUGGCUGGUUUUGGGCCGGCAAGCCAAGUUGUCAGGCUGAAGAACAAGCCUUGUCCUCGGGGGCUGACAACAAAGUGGCCCCUUUUCCACUCAGCGAAACUGAAGCUAUGAUUGCGUCUUCGUUUCGCUCCUUUUUGGCCCUGUUGGCUUUGCCUACAGUGAGACAGCAGCUGGCUAAAAUGUGCGGUUUCAGUCCGAGAACCCAGAUCUAUGCCAGCUUGUCGUGUAUCGACAAGAAUUCAGCAGUCAACCAGUGCUCUCGAAAAGGAUACGAGAGGCCAGCAUGGCUAUAUCCAUAUGAGGUGACUCGAAAACGCAAACUUGCCUAG